This is a messenger RNA of Phyllopteryx taeniolatus (common seadragon), 5340 nucleotides long. RefSeq names its product supervillin d (gene svild). Gene Ontology annotation, biological process: barbed-end actin filament capping; cytoskeleton organization; actin polymerization or depolymerization. The transcript is spliced from 30 exons. Lineage: Eukaryota; Metazoa; Chordata; Actinopteri; Syngnathiformes; Syngnathidae. The coding region runs from base 416 to 4717 and encodes 1433 amino acids. Gene Ontology annotation, cellular component: actin cytoskeleton; cytoplasm. Gene Ontology annotation, molecular function: actin filament binding; phosphatidylinositol-4,5-bisphosphate binding. The record is from RefSeq and is a predicted model, not a curated record.
CGAUUUAAGUCGGACGACGACUGCAAAACCGCCGACAGUCACUCGGACACUUCUCGCCGUUUGUCGCUUCUUUCUGCCUUUGACGUCACCACACCGGACAAACAAGAAGUCAGUCGUGUGGUGUUCAAAGUGACUUUUAAACACCGGCUCUCUGGUCAACGUUGGCAGUUUUGUUUUUUUUUAAAACUAAUUUGCCAUUAAAGUUCAAUUUUGAACUCUGCACCAUCUCCCAAAUGAUGUGUCAGCCGAUAUGUUGUGUCUGACAGCUCUCGCACUUACGACGACCUUCAUUGCAGUGCUGUCAUUUUGAUGGAGUGAGACGUGGCUUGGCUUUAUUUGGUUUACGCAACUGAGUGAUUCAGCAUUCUGCUUUGUUGCAUCCGCUGGCCGAUCGUCAUCGUCGUCAAAGUGCAAAAUGGAUGCCAUCGACACCUUACAGAGCUCCGCCCCGGAGACCAAGGCCGACCGGAUCGCCCGCUACAAAGCCGAGCGGAGGCGGGAGCUGGCGGAGCGCUAUGGCGCCCCUGACGAAUUCACCUCCAAGUAUGUCCGUGGUCGGGACAGGAAAAUUGUGGAUUCGUUUGAAACGAUGACCGAGGAGAAGGAACAAUGCGAGGAUAAUGGGUCAGAGCAAACGUACACCAGGAGAGGCCUGAAGAGUAAAGUUGAUAUCGACACUGAUAUCAAAGCAGAUUAUGGACUAGAGAAAAGCACUCUCGUUAAACGCGACACUCGUUUGACUUCUGAAACAGAAGUCAAGCCGGCCUUCAACGUGUCAUCCAAUAUUAGGCAUCUGGCAGCUGAUGAUGGAGAUGAGUCAAAGGUUGACCAGAAGACUUGGGACAAACUGAGUUAUACCGCCAAGAUGUCUCUUAAGGAUCAGGAGGAUGGCAGCGGUGAUCUUGGCGCCAACAGCAGAGUAAAAUGUCAGCCGGUCAACAGUGAUAACGAGGAAACUCCUAGCCGCAAAGAAAUGGAAGAGAGAGACACAAUAGAAGAAACAUUGAGGCAGCAAUGUGACGCACGAGAGGAAAUAAGGACUCCUUCGCUGCAGCGCCAAGACUCUGGGCCAAGAGGCAUCAAGGGAAUCCUGAAAAAGAGCCGCUCCACCAGCGUGGAGUCGGACCAAAGCGAUGGCUCGACGCACGAGUGCACGCCGCUCCGACAAAGCAGCGUCACGCUCAGUCACCCCGAGAGCGAAGACGCCGAGGACCUAGAGGAAGAUGUCGACGAGGAAAACGACGGAGACGACGAGUCGUUUCUGGACGACUUCACAGACGGAGGCGAGUUCGGCGUCCAGAGGAGGCGGAGCCAGCGCAGCAGCGGUAGCAGCUUUGAGGAGAUGCGCAGCGCCUCGCCGGACGAGAGCCUGGACAUGACCUCCUCUGUGUCCGAGGACACCGAGGAGAUGGACAGCUUGGACGGAAGCCAGGGUUCCUCCAUCAAACAGAGACUUUCAGAGUUCAGCAGUAGUGACAGCGAGAAGAGAGAAUGGACGAAGAAGCCCAAACCGUCGGAAGUAAUUCCGACAUCGUUGGCCAAUCGCUUCAACCAGCUCCACGAUGCCGAGAACGCCUGGAAGAAAAAGAUGUCGAGUGUGGAUGCGUCGCCGAAGAUGUCGCUGGCUGACAGGAUGAAGAUCCUCAAGGACAAGGAGGAGCAGUGGAAGAGUAAAGGCAAAGGAGCAGCCAACGAUUCCGUUCAGUUCACCGUAGCCGGACGCAUGGCCAAGAAAGGUCUAGUGUCAGACGCAGGGAAGGGAGAGUCCCGCCUUACCCCCAUGAAGAAGUCCAACGCCACGCCCGUGAAGCCUCUCGAAGAAAUCUCCAGUAGAACUGAUGUGAAGGUGGAAGGAGACAAAAGGCUUGACAAACUUGAGUCUUUCCUGGACAAACUUCACAGUAAAGGCGUGAGCAAGAGCAAGACGUCCACCAUCGAAGUGACGGCGGAGGCCGAGAAAGAAGUGAUGACCUUGGACGAUGACGAGACUUUCGGCAACUUCUACAAAUCCAUCUCGCCCUCAGCCCUCCAGGACGUGAUCGUGACCGAGGAGGACCUGAGCCAGAUCCAUGCCAACACACCCAAGCUCACCUCGGCCGUAGCCAAGCAUAAGCGUGCAGUGCGACCAAACCGGAGGAACCAGGGCUCCAGGAACCCUCUGAGAGCGCUGGCGGCACGCAAUGACAUCCGGCAGGUUUACACUGAACAGAGGCUCAACAUCGCCAAAGUGGAGACCAAGAGGAUCCAAGUGGAGCGCAUGGCCAAACACUCCAACCUGGCCGACGUGGCCUUGGCGGGCCUGGCCAGCAAGGAGAACUUCCGUAAAGUCAACUUACGCAGCGUCAAGUCGACCGAUGUGGUGACCAACAACAGCGCGUUGCCCUACAACAAGCUUAUGCUCAUCCGCAUCAAAGGUCGGAGGCAUGUGCAGGUGCGCCUAGUGGAGCCCACGUCCAAGUCCCUGAACAGCGGGGACUGCUUCCUUCUAAUCACGCCGAAGCAUUGUUUCAUGUGGAGCGGCGAGUUCGCCAACGUCAUUGAGAAAGCAAAGGCGGCAGAGAUGGCGUCCUUCGUCCAGGCCAAGCGGGACCUCGGCUGCAAAGCCUGCCAGGUGACGGUGCUGGAGGAGGGGAUCAACACUGAGAGCAAAUGGGCCAAGGAGUUCUGGACUCUCCUGGGAGGAAAGAGCCAAUAUCGAGGGGCAGGGGAGCCAGAGGAGGACGAGCUGUACGAGAGCGGCGUGUUGGACUCCAACGGGGUCUACAGACUCCAGGGAGACAAACUGGUGCCUCACGAAGACGCAUGGGCCUCCAUCCCGAGUGUCACCUUGCUUGAUUCUAAAGAGGUUUUGGUGUUCGACUUUGGCGGCGAGGUGUAUGUGUGGACCGGCAAGGACGUGCCUUUGGGAGACAGAAAGGUCGCAGUCAAACUGGGCAAACAGCUUUACAGUGGCAGCUACGACUACAGCAACUGCCGGGUCAACCCUUUAGAUGCUUCCUGCACGACUAGCGACGUGCCGCAGCAAGGCGAGGGCCGCCCAAGUUGGACUCUGUUUGGCCGCCUGUCGGAACACAAUGAGACGUCCCUGUUCAGAGAGAAGUUCCUGGACUGGGCUGAGAGGAGGAAGGAGGAGGCAGACGUAACCGAGGAAGUCAAGAGCCCGGUCCACUGCAGUGUCCGCUCCUCGCCCGAGCUGGACCUGCAGCCGUGCGACGCCAACACGCUGCUGGACAACGAGCCGCCGCCGGUCAGGACCGUUCUGGAGGGCGUGGACGUCCAGCGGGGCCACGGCGUGGUGAGGACGGAGGACGGCAGGCAGGCGGAGUUGUCGACGGUUGCUGUGGAUGCCUGGCAUAUUAAGGAGUACGGCGAGGAGGAGGUGCCCAAGGAGAGCCUUGGACAGCUCCACGAAAGAGAUGCUUACAUCAUCCGCUGGAAGUACUCCAUCACCACGCUUGUGGGGAAGCGACAGAAGCCCGGAGAGCUGAGUGCCGGCGUUCCGGGCAGGGAGAGGAGCGCUUGCUUUUUCUGGCAGGGCCUCCACUCCAGCGUCAGCGAGAAGGGAACCUCGGCGCUCAAGACGGUGGAGCUGGGCAGCUUCAGGGGCUCACAAGUGCUGGUGAGUCAGGGGAAAGAGCCUCCCUGCUUCCUCCAGCUGUUCCGAGGCGGUUUGAUCAUCCAUAAGGGCAGUCGAGAUGACGCAGUCAAAAAUUCAGGCGGUUGGAGGUUGUUCUGCAUUCGAGGCGAAGCAGAGUUGGAGGCCAUGCUGGUGGAGGUGGAGUGCCACGGCGCCAGCCUGCGCUCGCGAGGCGUACUUGUGCUGCUCCACGCUCGGGAAGGUCGUCUCUUCGUGUGGCACGGCUGUAAAGCUCAUGUCGGUGCCAGGCAGGUGGCCAAAAGGGCUGUGGAAAGACUGAGCCAAGGGUGUCCUUCCGAGUUGGAAUUGAGCAGCAGCAGCAGCCCUGUGAAAGUUGAGGAGGUAGAGGAAGGGAGUGAGCCCGCGGAAUUCAAGAAGGUUCUUGGCGUGCAUGACAGGAAGUCCUACGACUGCAUGCUUCAAGACCCCGGGAAGUACAAUUACACCCCCCGGCUGUUCCGGCUGAGUGCCAGUUCGGGCGUGUUCGAAGGGGAAGAGCACCUUUAUCCUGCCAGGGUGACGGAGGGAGUCAUGGCCAUGCCCUUCCUCCAGGAGAACCUCUACUUAGCACAGCAGCCCGCCCUGUUCCUGCUGGACAACCGCAUGGAGGUGUAUCUGUGGCAGGGCUGGCAGCCCGGAGAGGAGCAGUGUACGGGCUCGGCGAAGAUGCGCUGGGACAACGAGAGGAAGUGCGCCAUGGAAACUGCGCUGCAGUACUGUAAAGAAAAGAGCUCUCGACGCCCCCCUCAGGCUUAUCUAGUCAUGGCAGGCUGUGAGCCACUCACCUUUACCAACAUCUUCCCGUACUGGAACAAGGAUCCCGGCAUUGCCUCCAAGACUGAGGGUUCCAAGAACAAAGUGACCUUAGUGAAGGAGGUGCUGUCCAAGCUCCGAAAGCUACAAUACUCCAUCGAGGAGCUCACCGGGUCGCCCCUGCCCGACGGAGUGGACCCGCUCCGCCUGGAGGAUUAUCUCUCUGAUCAGGACUUCAAGAAACUUCUGGAGAUGAGUCGGGUUGAGUUCAAUGCCCUGCCCAACUGGAAGCAGAAGAACCUGAAGAAAAGCAAGGGUCUUUUUUAAAAACAAAAAAUUUUAAAUCUUUUUUUGUUUAGUUUUUUAAUUCUGAAAAAAAAAUCACCUCAUUUUGUAAAACAAGUGUACAAUUUUGUAUAGUAAUUUCUAAUGUUCAUUUUUAGCCAAUUAUGAUGUGCAAUUUUUAAUUAACCUUUGUGUUCCUUGUGCUAAACUAAUUUUGUUUGUGUCAUGCAAUAAUAUGUAAUAUAAUAUCAAUGUAUUGUUUUAAUCCAAUUAUUGUUGCUUCUGAUAUACAUGUGCAUAUACAUGUCCUUUAUUUUUGUCACCUGAGGCCUUGCAAAUAGCGGAUAUUGUUGCCCUUGUCAAAAAAAGACACGAUACACUUUUUUUUUUAAAACCUUUUUUUAAAUGUUUCAGUUGGCGAAUAGUUGAAUUUUUGUGAAUAAUCACGAGCACUGAACUGCUUGUUUGAGACCAAAUGAGACUUUUUUUUUAUUUUUAGCCUUACCAACAGUGUUUGUGUGAAAAUGUAUUAAAUGUGUGUGUUCUGUGUUUACUCGUCAUACAGCCUGAAAGCUCUUUAAACAUGUUACAUGACUUUUCUAACAACUGCCUUGUUCAUUUUUGUGAAAUAUGAUCCUUUUGUUUGUAUAAAAAAAAUAAGAUUG